CAGGAAAGAUGGAGUAUCCCGCGUUGGGCACCGUCGAGGCCGCGGACAGCGGAGGGGCCCGGCCAUACAACAGCUCGGAGGAGCGAGAAGGCCGGGAACCGGACGGACUGCGCUUCGACCGCGAGAGGGCGCGCCGCCUGUGGGAAGCAGUGUCUGGGGCCCAACCAGUGGGGAGGGAGGAAGUGGAGCACAUGAUCCAGAAGAACCAGUGUCUCUUUACCAAUACUCAGUGUAAGGUUUGCUGCGCCUUGCUCAUUUCUGAGUCCCAGAAGCUGGCACACUACCAGAGCAAAAAACAUGCCAACAAAGUGAAGAGAUACCUAGCAAUCCAUGGAAUGGAGACAUUAAAGGGGGAAACGAAGAAGCUAGACUCAGAUCAGAAGAGCAGCAGAAGCAAAGACAAGAACCAGUGCUGCCCCAUCUGUAACAUGACCUUUUCCUCCCCUGUCGUGGCCCAGUCGCACUACCUGGGGAAGACCCACGCAAAGAACUUAAAGCUGAAGCAGCAAUCCACUAAGGUGGAAGCUCUGUCGAAACGCCUUACAAACCCUUUCCUUAUGGCCUCCACCUUAGCCUUGCACCAGAAUAGAGAAAUGAUAGACCCAGACAAGUUCUGCAGCCUCUGCCAUGCGACUUUCAACGACCCUGUCAUGGCUCAACAACAUUAUGUGGGCAAGAAACACAGGAAACAAGAAACCAAGCUCAAACUCAUGGCACACUAUGGGCGGCUGGCCGACCCUGCUGUCACUGACUCAUCAGCUGGGAAGGGUUACCCCUGCAAGACGUGUAAGAUAGUGCUGAACUCCAUAGAACAGUAUCAAGCUCAUGUCAGCGGCUUCAAACACAAGAACCAUAGCAGCUCUGAAUUAAGACACACACACCACUUUAUGACCGCAGGAAACCUAAUGUCAGGUCACCAAAAACAAUGGCAUCACCCCUGGGCCAGAUUCCAGUGCAAAGGCAGCCCAUUCAGAAAGACCCAGCCACCUUGGAAGAUUAAAGGUGUUUCUGUCCAGCACCCCAGGUUGAACCAGCCGUGAGCCAGCUUCCCGUGACCAUGGUCAGCCCUUGGCUCCCUCUUCCUCCUUUCUUAUACCUGGAGAAUACACAGGCCUCAGGCAGGAGUGGGCCACAGAUAGCCUCUGAUUGGUCCAGGCUAAUCCACCCCUGCUCUUCCCCUUUGGAAUGAGCCCUCUAGGUCAGGACAAGGGAAGGGAGUGGAUCUUGAAAGGACUUGGGGCCUCACAGAAUAGUAGUUUGGAGGAUGGCCUUUCCCCUUACCCAGCCUCUUUGGGCCAUAUGUCAUGAGCCCCAGGCCUGUCUUUCCUUUGCAGGUCAGUUUUGAGCCAGUCUCUGUGGCUAAAGAACUGUGCUGUCCCUGGGCUCCAGGCAGCUGCAGUGAAACCUGGAGCUUUCACACCAGAGUUCAGCCUAGGUGGGAAAGGGCAGAUGGAAGUGGCUGUCCCACGGGAGCUUGGAGCUAAUAUGACGCACUCCCUUUCCCCAAAAAGUGCAGGCUUUCCUGAGCCUGAGACCAGAUGCUGGCCAAUUACACAGCUUUCUGCCCACUGUGAAGUCUCCUCCUAGAGCAAUGACACAGAGCAGUGCUGUCCUUCCUGCCUCUUCUCCACAGUUCCUGAAUGGUGCUAAGGAUCUGCAUCAGCUGGGGAAAAGCUAGAGUUGGAGAAGGCCUCAGUAUCCAGUGGGAUUAUGAAAACUGCAAGGGGGUCCUUUCCCCCUCCUCCGUCAGAGAGGUGCUCUGACCCAGGGUCAUGUGGGAGAGCCCCCACAUGCAAAUUCCCUUGAUGAUUCUGUGCCCUUAAAGGUGAACUAUCUCGUGCCAGCCAGCUCAAAGGUCCGUUGCUGCCCCUUGGCUCUACUAGCCCUCUCUUUCUCCUCGUGCAGGAGACCAGGUUGCUGUGGUGCUAGCCCUCUUCCAUUAUCUACCAGGGGACUCCUGGGUACCAGGGAAAGGAAGGAGAGCUGGUGCAGGUUUCUGCAGUGAGGAAACAGAUGUUCCCCAGGCCCCAAACCUAGAUUUCUCCAACUCUUCUGUGUUUUAUGGCCUGGGAUUUCACUGGGAGUGGAUAUUUCCUUGUAGCUUUCAAGCAGGAAUUCCAAGGAGUGUCACCAUCAUAGGACCCCCUUCACUGAGUCAAAGAAGCCCCUUAGCUGCUCUCUUGGCCUCUUCCCCCUCAAACUCCCAUUGCCUAUCCCUUUGCCUGUGAAAUGCCUUUAUGUAUUGUGUAUGGGUGUGUGUGCGCGUGCUUAUGCUCUGUCUCUUGAUCACUGAAGCAUCUAAAUAAAGAAUUUCUCCCAUGAGCCAGACUGCAAAUUAACAAACCUGGGAUUUGGGGCCAUAUUACCGUUGGAUCUAGUAUAUGUGUCUUGACCCCUCACCCUCAACCCUCUCAGACUCCCAGGGCUCUAAAUACUGAUCUAAGAAGGUGGGACCAAGAUAAAUAUCUAAAUUACUUGGCAACCUGUGGAAGCCUUCCCGGGUGCCCUAAACUUAAUACAACCUCAUCCACUUAUCCAUCUCCCCCUGUCACAGAGGGUCUUAUGGGGGUUCUUUAGAAGGUUUAAGCUGAGAUCUACUUUGUUUGAGUAGAUCAUUCUGGCUGUUAGGUGGAGAAGGAAUGCAGGGGAGCAGGACAAGAAACAGACAAGGAAGGCAAAAUGUAGGUUGUGUCCAGUAUGGCUCUCUCUAGGCUAAUCCCUUCAGGGCAGAGACCUAGCCCCUUUCAUCUCAACUUCUCUAAUGUGGAGUGGUGUGUCAUGAAGUGUUUGUUGAAUGAAUGAAUGAAUGAAUGAAUGAAUGAAUGAAUAUGAGGAAAGAUGGCCUUUUCCCUCACAGCUCUUACUCAGCACUAGGUUUGUACCAUGGACUUAAUAGAGAUUCUUGAAGGAAGCUUUUCUAUGACCCAGAAAUGAGCUAGGGAAGCAGUUAGUGUGACGGCCUCAGGAGUCUUUUGUUCAACCUUAGUUUCAGGCAGACAGCCAGACCUAAGGAAGGUUCCCAGGCAACUUCAGCUCCUACUCUUCACUCAGCAAGCUGUUCUUGGGCACCUGCUUUUGACCAGCAGGGAAAGGCCCUAUGCGGCCCCCAUGGUGGGUUCUCAGCUUUCAGCUUCCAAAGUCCAGACUGUCUCAGCAAUUUCCCUGCAGUCCUUCUAAUUUAUCCGGGAUAUUCGAAUCAGCCUCAUCUAUCACACAAGGAAAUGAAGGGCAGAGAGUGGGUGGGCCGCCAUAUCAUGAGCUUUGGCCUGCAAGACCUUAGUCUGGAUUCAGGAGUCCCUGUUAGCUGUGUGCCCAGCCCAGUUAGUAAGAGGGCACAGGGAUGAACACUUUCUUGCUCUUGGGAAGCUCACAUCCUCUGAGAGGUCUUUAUGGCAAUGGUCUGAGGGUCCUACAGGGCACAGCAAGAAUGCCCAGGAUGCAGGUCCUAACUCACCUCAGGGUAUGAAAAAGCUGGAGAGGUUGGGAAACUUGCAUUUGAUCUGCAUGAUAGCCUUCUGAGGUAGGUAAUGAUACUCCAUUUCAUAGAAAAGGGUCAAAGUGGUGUAGUAUUUUGCCCAACGUCCUGCCACUAAGAAGCAACAAAAUGGAGAGUAGAAUCCAGUUAUCUAGAUUCCUAGUCCAGAACCCUUUCCAUAAAGGACCAGAAUCCUUCCCAUAUAACCCCUGGGCAUGCCUCACCCACCUUCUGGCAGGGCCAUGGGCUCAUAGAAGAAGCAGCCACAAAAUAGAUUGGACAGGGGUCAGUGGUUACUUUUUAUUCCAAGCUCCCCCAUAGUUCUCAUAAUUUUAUCCAAGAUUCCCAGUGUAUUACACUCCAGUGUAUAACUGUAAGAAACUGAAAUCAAAGUGGUUAGCUAAACAAGGAAGUAUAUUGAUUCACCUAAUGAAAAAUUUCAGUACAGAGAUGGCUAGAUCCAGGUUCUGACACAUGUCAUCAGGAAGAAUUUAAUCUCACUCUGCUUUCCUCUGUGUGGCCUCUUUCUCAGGCCAACUCCCCCCAGAAGGCAGCAAGAUGGCCACUGGCAGCUCCAGGCUUGUCUCCUGUUGGAGAGGCAGCUCCGUUGGAAAGAUCUUCUUUCCUACUAGUUCCAACAAAAAAUUCUGGGAUUCAUUCAUUAACCAGCUUGGCCCUGUUCCUAUUCUUAAAUCAAUCACUGCAACUAGGCUCCUGAUUUGGGGACUGAGAAAGAGUGAGCUCCACCUAAAACAUUUGACUGAAAGAGAAAAGAGGAAAGUAUGGGGCUCCUUCCAGAUUAAGGGAGAAGAAUGGAUGUGGGUGGGUAAAAAUAACUUAGCCAUACCCAGAAAUUGUCUGGAUUUGAAAUACCACUUUUUCCCUAACUUCUUGAGAUUUAGUAAUGUGCUCCAAUUUUUAGAGCACAACUUGAUGAAUCCUUACAUGUAUGUGUAUAUCUGGGCAGUCACCCUCCAGAUCAAGAUACAGAACGUUGCCAGCUCCCCAGAAGUUUCCUUUGUUCCCCUUCCUAGUUAUUAUCUCCCAGAAGUAAACACUAUUUUGACCUCUACCCCCAUAAAUUAGUUUUGCUUGCUCUUGAAUUCUAUAAAAAUGGAGUCAUACCCUCUUUUACUCAAUAUUCUGUCUGUCAGAUUCAUCCAUGUUUGUGUGUGUGUGUGUGUGUGUGUGUGUGUGUCAGAAGUUCCUUUUUUUCAUGCUCUGUAGUAGUCCAUUAUAUGAAUAUACCACAAUCUAGCCAUUCUGUUGAUGGACUAUUGGGUUAUUUCUAGUUUUGAACUAGUAUAAA
Molecule: messenger RNA, 4784 nt
Organism: Hyaena hyaena (striped hyena)
Lineage: Eukaryota; Metazoa; Chordata; Mammalia; Carnivora; Hyaenidae
Gene: ZNF346
Product: zinc finger protein 346
Exons: 8
Coding region: 9-1040 (343 amino acids)
Molecular function (GO): zinc ion binding; double-stranded RNA binding
Source: RefSeq, a predicted model, not a curated record